UCUACACUACACAGAUUAUAAAAUAUACGUUGCCGCGAGCGUCAGCUGCGUCAGUGAAAAUUUUCGCUUUGCUUGUAAAUGUUUGUAUCAAAUUACGUUGGAAUAAGUAUUCGUGUUAUAUGAGCGUUAGUGGUGAUUGUGAUUCGUUAGUUCGUGUAAUAGUCGGUGAUUCUGUGGCCGUUGAGGUUAUCUACAAAGUGAAUACCGCCUAGCAAGAUGGUAAUAGAGAAAGUACAUGGUCUUCAUGCUACGGGGAUGAGUCUCAAUGAUCGGUUUUCGAUGUUGGCGAGUGCAGCACCGGAUCGUGUACUGCAGAGGAAGAGACGCGCUUCAGUGGGAUCCUUAAUAAGCCAAAAUUAUAACUAUAGCAACCGUCUAAUUGAGCAGGUCGCUCGCCGGCUGGAGAUGCAAGCGAAAAGGCUAGCGCUUAGACAACGGCUAGGUUAUCAACAGUCCAACUUACGCCGAGUUGGCAGUGAUGGAAACCUGGCAGGUCUAAGGAGGUCCAACAGUUUUGGUAAUCUCAGCCAACAGAGCAUCAAGAACAGAGUGGCUUGGAGGCAGUCUAACAAUAAUCUCAGUAGAUCAGCGUCAUUCAGCAACCUGGCCAAUCUAGCGUGGCGCGCGCGACCAGCGCGCGGGUUUCGCAAACGCGGCGGCGGCCAGAGAGCAUUGCGGGGCAAACUAAGGACUGGUCGUCAAGUAGGAAACCGUCAGGUUGGUCAGUUGAGGCAGAGGAAUGGUUUGCAACAGAAUGGGCAGCAACGUCGUGGGUUCCAGCAACGCCGAGGCAUGCGUCGCCGGGGGGGACAGCAACAGAACGGGCAACGUCGCCAGGCACAGCAACAGAAUGGCACACAGACACAGAACAAGCAACAGGCUGGUGCACAGGGACAACGAGCACAGACUGCACGGCGGGGCCGCGCGAGAGGACGAGGUGGAAUCACACGCAGCCAAUCACAGAACCGCAUUUUAACCAAGGAGGAGUUAGAUGCGCAACUGGACCAGUACAUGUCUUGCACCAAGGCAGCUUUAGACCAGGAGUUAGACAACUAUAUGAGAAAUGCGAUGGAACUGGAGUGAUAUAUAAACUAAUUGUGACUUUGUGUGUGUUCUAGUGAUAUAAGUGGAUGGGUGAGACUUUUCUACUAACUCUCUCUUUGACUAGUUUCUCUAUUAUAGACCAGGAGCUUACCACUUAGAUUUGUCAGACAUUUCAAGUUUAGCUCGGUUUUCUUGUUGAUAUUAAUUUAAAACAUCUGUAUUGAUUAGCAGUAGCGAUAUUGUGACGUCAUUGGAUACGUGAUGACGACAUCGUUUGCGGAAUUGUUUAAAGUUUAAUGGUUAAAAUUAUAUUGCUAUAACUCAUAUCAUUGUUGUUUAUUACCUUUUGAUAGUUUGUGUGUACAGUUGUUCUGAUUUAACUUAGCUUGGUGUUUAUACUAUAUGCCUAAAACUGGUUGCACAUAAUAUGUAAAUAUAUAAUAACUAUAGAAUUCUUGGUUUUCUUUUUUUAGUAAUUAGAAAGAAAAAUAUCUAGAGUUAUUAUAAAAUACUGAACUAAGUUUGGCAAGCGCAGCUUUUAGUGAAAUCAACCAGUUUUAAGUAUUAUCCAUUGUCCAUACAUAUUUAUUGUUUCAACGACAUAGUCAACAGCCCAUGGUCGUCCACUGCUGGUCUGUGGACCUCCUUUACAUAAGAAAAAAUUGUCUUAUUACCACAUAGAUAGAACACGAAUUAAAAGCAAUAAUAUAUAAUUUACCUACGAUUGUUAAAUCGUAAAUAAACAUUUACUUUUUUUAUGUUAUGCCAUGAUCUUGGCUAGCAAUAAGCUGAAAUGUUUGGUGGCUAUCAUUUUGUUAAACACCAUAUUAGAUGGCUCUUAUUUAAGUACCGUAAAAUGGGGUGAAUAGGGAUCGAGAGGUGAAUAGGGUCAGAAGAGGGGUGAAUAGGUACAGGGAAAUUCUUCAUAGUAUCUAUUCACCCCUCUUCUGUCCCUAUUCACCUCUCGAUCCCUAUUCACCCCAUUUUACUGUAACACAUAAAUUUUGGCCAAUCAGUAUUGCUGUCAAAAAUUGAAUCACCAAUAGUGUGACAGCUAGUUACCUAUUGGAUGAAAAGACGAGAGUUUCGCACUAGCCAUUAAACGGUAGCUCCCAUUACAUGGGACUUAUGACACAAUGGGUGUAAAAUUGAUGUGCCACUUAAUAUUAUGUGCCUAUGCACUCAGAAAAAGUGACAAUUAAAUUGUUGAUUGAUUUGAUAAAAAGUAACAAUUAUAAUUAAAAUAAAACUGACCAUGCCAUUUAAAAAAAAUUGACGUUGUUUUUUUUUUAUUAUUAUGUAUACAGUACGGACUAUUUAGUUAUUGGCAGAACGACCGUAAAUACUAGUAAAUAGUAUGUCUGUCAGCUAAAUUGUUAUAUGAAUGAUUUAUAUCAUAUGACGUCAUGUUUUUGUACUUUUUUACGAAUUAUUACGGAUCAAACUUCCCCAGCACUAUGUCUCUAUCAGCAGUAUAUAUUUUUUUUUUUUAUAACUCUCUUGCCAUCUAUCACUUGAGUGUCCUACGUAUUUUAUUCAUUUUGCUGUAUUGCUGUUAUUAGUCACUCUAAUAAGCACCUUAUUUCUUACGCUUUAAGGCUGAUAUUACAUUGCUGAAAAUGUAUUUUGAAAUUGUACUCCACAUCUAUGCUUUUGGAAAAAUGGGCCGGUCCUACUCGGCUCGGCCGGCCUCACAAGAAGCUGGCGUGAAACAACGUUUGCGUUGUGUAAGUGAGAUUACCGAAGGCCUAAUCCUUCUCGUUAAAGGUCGGCAACGCACUUGUAACUCCUCUGGUGUUAUGGUGUGCAUUGAUUGCUCACCAUCAGUUGAUAUUUCUUUUUUUUAUUAAUUUUUUUGCUCAUUUGAAACCAAAAAUUUUGGUUAACUGUGUUCUGUAUACCUCUUAGAAAAUGGACAAAAACGUAUUUUUUUUUAUUACUACGACUAAGGUAAAGAGAUAAAUCAUUGUAAAGAAAUAAUUGAUACAUAUGUGUAUUGAUAUUUACCAAGUACAUAAUAUCGAUAGACGAUACGUAUUGUUAGAUGCUAUGUAACUAGCGUAAACUUUGUGUAUAUAUACAAAUUACUAUAUUAGCAUGUAUGCACACAUUAAAUUAAUUGAAAUAUACAGCAUAUAUUAUAUGACCAAAUUACGUGAACUAUUUGUAAAAAAUAUCGACUAGUUAACCAAAUGUCGCUGCAAACAUAGCUCGUGUUUAUAGGUCCCGCUGUAGCUCGAAACUAGUCGAGGUUUACUCGAAUAGCUUUCGUGAAUGCUCCGUAUAUUUCAAUCAAUUUACUACAUCUCACAGUAGUUACUAUGAAUAUGCACACAUGUUUAAUUUAGAAAAGAAAAAUUAAUUGAAAAAAUACCCUUGUUGAGUAUAUACCCUUACUAGAUGCGUAGCGCAGUGGUAGGCCAAUUGGCUGCUGUUCAACGUGUCGCGGGUUCUGUUCCCGUCGGGUGUCAUGUGUAUGUAAACUUGUAUGUUUGUUAACGCACCCACGACACAGGAGCCAAUCCUAUGUGGGUUUAGAUGGGGAAAAAUGUGAAAAGUUAAAAGUCAUAUUCUGGACAAGGUAUAAAAUUGAUAACCUCCCUUGGUUAGUAGUACCUAAAUUGUUUUUCAUUUAUGUAAAUUUUAUUGUUUCGUUUGUUUAUAUGUGUGGCCGAUUUCUAUGUACUAUAUAAAGAGUAUUGUUUAAGCCGACCUAAGAUAAAAUUUUUGAGUUAAAAUCGCUGUAGAUAUUAUCGAUGGCAAUGAUUAUGGAUCGCCCCUUUUAGAGUAGUCAGUAAGAUGAAGGACAUAAUAAUGAAUAAAUUUCAAUAGAAUUAUGAGAAAAGAAACUUUUUCAAAAAGAGUUUAAGAUGUACGUAGAAAUCGGUCAUUAUAGAAUUACCUAUAACUUGUACAUUUGCUUAUUUUGACUUAAUCAUUUGAGAUUUUAUUAAAACUGAAAAGUUUAUUAUCAUUAAUAUGAGUAAGUUACUUAGAAAUUACCAUUUUGAUACCAUAGAUAAAAGAGAAACUCAAUCAGUCUGUGAUCAUUUUGUCUAUGGCUGCCGAAAAGCCACGAUGCCAAUGACUAUUAUUGUUUUUUUUUUGCUUCUUGCCUCAAAAGAAUCUGAUUCUAAAACUUUUGAGGCUUUAGAGUCGAUUCAUAUUAGCACAGAGUCGAAACUCAUUAAAAAGUCGAUGUCAUAAUAAAUUCACCCUUAUCUCCCAAUGGACAAAUAUAUUUUAAAGUUUUGUUUUUAGAGGGAAAGUCAUCAAAUGACUCCUCCAGUUUUGGGUGAGGCGUGAGGGAGUGUCAGACUUACUGACUAUACGCCACCCUGUUCCCACUACGUUCCUAGUACCCUAUGCUGGGGCCACAGCGAGUCUUGACCGCGACUCAAGCAGGAGAAGUUUGACUUUGAAUGUCAUAUAAAUUAUGAUCAAAAUUAAAUAAUGCAUCAUUCGUUUAAGCACAAUUAAUGCUGACUUUAUCACAAUAAUAAUAUGUGCUUUAUAUAGCGGAGAUAAAGGGGAAUUUGCCAUGUGACUAAAGAUUUACUAUAUUUCACUUGGAUGCUCUUCGACCAUGUGCUAAUGUAAAUUGGACCUUAGAGAUUAUAGAAAAGUGCCUAAGUUUCCGUCUGAAACUAGUCUAAAUCUUUGUUUCGACCUAAUUACCCUAGUUUUAAGGUUUAAACUUGUUGAAUAUGCUUCCACUUCUUUUUGUACGCAUUGAGUGACGCCGUCACUGUGAUACCAUUGAUGUAAAUACAUACAUAGUAAGACGUGAGUGUGCAUAAUAAAGACUCACAGAAAUAUA
This is a messenger RNA of Spodoptera frugiperda (fall armyworm), 4864 nucleotides long. Its product is annotated as chromatin target of PRMT1 protein-like. NCBI's taxonomy places the organism in Eukaryota, Metazoa, Arthropoda, Insecta, Lepidoptera, Noctuidae. The transcript is spliced from 5 exons. Bases 217 to 1083 code for a protein of 288 amino acids. The record is from RefSeq and is a predicted model, not a curated record.